AUGUUAAACAAUGUAUCAACAACUGCAACAAGAAUUGGACUCAAAAUCAAUGUAAAUAAAACGAAAGUAUUUUCGUCUUGUAUACAAGAUGCUGAUAAAAUACCUAUUUUUAUCAAUUCACUGCCGGUUGAGGAUGUGCUGGACUUUAAAUAUGUUGAAUCCACUGUAAUCCCAAAUGGCCAGGCGAAGGAUAAAAUCGUAACCCGGAUAACGGCAGCUAGAAUUGUUUUUUGGUUGAUGAAACCUUUAUUGUCGCGAAAUCACCAUAAAGACGAAAAUCCGUGUCCAUAUAGUGCAAUUCAGCUUCGCCUUCUAUGGUUAAAGCGCAUUCUCCGUCGUCCACCACAGGAGUUGGUGCAUAUUUCGUUACUUGCCAAACCUUGCGAUGGUUAUUCUGUUCCAAGAUUUCAAGCACCUUAUCCACUCGUUUGGUUGCAUUCCAUAUUCAACGAGGAUUCAAGGCAAAUACUUAUGAGAAUCGGACAUAAAGUGAAUUUGGACAACGCCAAGGCUAAAAAUUUAUUGGGUAUGGAUUUCAUCGAUCCGAAAGAAUCGUUAAUAACAAUGGUAUACGACAUGAUCGAACGUGGUGUUUUACCGAAAAAAGCUGCUUAUCGAGGAAGGAGAACCCAGGAUUUUGAAUAA
Molecule: messenger RNA, 645 nt
Organism: Dracunculus medinensis (Guinea worm)
Lineage: Eukaryota; Metazoa; Nematoda; Chromadorea; Rhabditida; Dracunculidae
Source: the annotation of a GenBank genome assembly